Ogataea haglerorum is the source of this 2181-nucleotide messenger RNA. RefSeq lists its product as uncharacterized. Bases 1 to 2181 code for a protein of 726 amino acids. NCBI's taxonomy places the organism in Eukaryota, Fungi, Ascomycota, Pichiomycetes, Pichiales, Pichiaceae. Gene Ontology annotation, molecular function: magnesium ion transmembrane transporter activity. Gene Ontology annotation, cellular component: plasma membrane. The transcript has a single exon. Gene Ontology annotation, biological process: intracellular magnesium ion homeostasis; magnesium ion transmembrane transport. The record is from RefSeq and is a predicted model, not a curated record.
AUGUCUGACCGCGGUUCUUCUAGAUCCCGUUCUCCAGCUAUGUCUGUGACCUCUUCAAAGGACGUUGCUUCGAUGCAUUCCAGCAUUAGCGGUGAUUCGCGUUUGAACGACCACAGACAUCAGAACAUGACCCUUCCAGUCAAACAUGAUUCCAAACAUCACCAAGCGGAGGGCUCGCGGCCUACCCGCUUUGAGUCACAUCGUUUCAGCGUUACGGAAAGACCUGGACUGAACGAACCUGUGGCAAGAAAGCCCGAACAGUUACUUGACUCUAGUGAACUGAGAGACAGGAUGGUGGCCGUCGACGAUGACGAAGAUGAUUUUGCCAUCAAAAUUCCUUCUCAAGUGCCUCCUGUCCAGCAACGCCGGCGGUCUACUCGUUCUCGCUCAUUCGGUGAGCAGGUUAAAUCGUUUAUCAAGCCACGCGAGGAAUCUUUCUCCGGAGGCAUUCUAUUAUCAGCAAAUCGUCCUAGUACGGACAAAAACAUCACCAUCUCCUCUAACAACAACCUUGCUCGUACCAUUUCCAAGGGCAGCACCAGAAGUGACAGAUCCAGAAGACGUCCUAGUAACAGCAACAUUAAAGAAAAGCACAGCGACAAUGACAGCGACAGAGACUCGCAUGCCUCCAAUGACUCGCAAGAGACAGAGGAAGACGUUUGCUUCCCAAUGGUCCCCGAACACAUUCGUAUCCGUGGUAUUGACUUUGACGAAAUUGAAGAAUUCAUCAAGGAACAGAGGGAAGAAAAUGAGAUCUUCAUGAAGAGAGAAGAAAAUCUUAGACAGGAUAGCUACGCGUCGAGAGCCACUGGUGCUGAAAAGUUCAGCACCGCAGCACUGAAGUAUACUCCACGUCCUGACGAAAAGGAUUCUUCGGGAAGCAAGGACACCUAUGCUGUUACCGACAGCAGUGACAGCGAUGGAAAUGGUGUUACUUUCGAGAAACAGUUCCCUAGCAGGGAAUCUGCUCCUCCAGACAGAUUUAGCUUUUUCUCUUCUGAGGACGAGGAAACUAUUCACGCUCCUGAUAUUCCGUCCCUGGUUCCUCCCGGAACUCCCUUCGAAAGCCUAUUCCAGAGGGAGGAGGCCAUUUGGUGGCUCGACUGCGUUUGUCCAACAGACAAUGAGAUGAAAAUGCUGGCAAAGGCUUUUGGUAUUCAUCCUUUGACUGCAGAGGAUAUCCGGAUGCAGGAGACUCGUGAAAAGGUGGAGCUGUUCAAGAACUACUACUUCGUCUGCUUCCACACAUUUGAGACCGAUAGCGAGAGCGAGGAUUUCCUUGAGCCUAUCAACGUGUAUAUCGUUGUGUUCCGCAAUGGUAUGCUUACGUUCCAUUUCUCUCCAAUCUCUCACCCGGCAAACGUCAGAAGAAGAGUGAGACAACUGAAGGAUUAUGUUAAUGUGAGCGCCGACUGGCUCUGCUAUGCUUUGAUCGAUGAUAUCACUGAUGGAUUUGCUCCAGUAAUCCAUGCUAUAGAGUACGAGGCAGACGCGAUUGAGGAUUCUGUGUUCCUGUCCCGUGAAAGCGAGUUUGGAACCAUGCUUUUCAAGAUCGGAGAGAGCAGACGCAAGGUCAUGACACUGAUGAGGUUGUUGCAGGGCAAAGCCGACGUUAUCAAGAUGUUUGCCAAGCGGUGCCAGGACGAAGCCUUGACUUCACAAAAUGCGGCACAGCCCCGUGGAGAUAUUGCUUUAUUCUUGGGCGAUAUCCAGGACCAUAUCAUCACUAUGUUUCAAUCGCUGUUAUCCUAUGAAAAGAUUUUCAGCCGCUCUCACUCCAACUACUUGGCUCAAUUGCAGGUCGAGUCCUUCUACGCUAACAACAAGGUGACCGAGCUGCUAUCGAAGGUGACUUUAUUGGGUACCAUUCUAGUGCCUUUAAACCUGGUGACGGGUCUUUUCGGAAUGAACGUCCAGGUUCCGGGGCAAAACGUCCAGAAUUACCAUUGGUUUGGUGGUAUUAUAGGAUUCAUUGUUUUCAUGAUACUUGUGGCCGGUUUGGGAUCUGCUUACUAUCUGCGCCUGCUUAGGAGAGAUCGGUCUGAUAUUAAAUUUUCGGGCAAGUCUAUCAGAAGCUUUCAUUUCGGACACCGGUCCAAUGCGGAGCCGCCUAGGGGACGCAGCAAUCGGUCUAUGGUGAGCCUUCCUUCUAAGUUCACCCGAUACGCUGGAGACUGGUAG